AUGCCGUCCGCACCGCACCCCCUCGAUCCCCUGACUCCAGACGAGAUAACACAGGCUGCAGACAUAGUACGCCCUCUAUUCCCCGCCCAGCACCUCAAUUUCCGCGUCAUCACACUGCUUGAACCGCCCAAAGACAAACUCACCACAUACCUCGACGCCGAGCACCUCGGCUCCGCUCCUCCAGUGCUCGCCCGCUGUGCCCGCGUCGAGGUCCUAGUCAAGAGCGGACCAGACAGCAAUGAUCUGUUUGAACUCGUUAUCGAUGUGCAGAGCAAAUCCGUGGUGAAGCAGCAGCGGCUCGAGGGAAAGCACUCGUACAUCGACGCCGCGUACAUGCAGGACGUGGAGCGCGCAUGCAUCGCAGACGCACGCGUGCAGAGCGAAAUCGCAAAGCUGGCGCUUCCGGAGGGUGCAAGCGUGAUUGUCGAGGCAUGGGCGUAUGCCACGGACGGCGCGAGCGACAUGGCGCGCCGGAUUACGAUGUGCUGGUUCUACGCUCGUCUGGUAGAUCACCCGGAUGCAAAUUAUUACGCGUAUCCGCUGUCGCUUUGCGCUGAGGUUGAGGAGACACUGAAGGUUAUCGGGGUGUAUCACCUCCCCUGCCGCGCUGGCGAGACAGUGCAUAACGACGCCCAGCCCUUCGACGCCCGCGCGAAGCAGCCACUGGAGAUGAGUGAGUAUCAUCCCGAUCUGCGGCCCUCUCCGCGCACAACCACGAAACCGCUGCAGGUCGUGCAGCCAGAUGGUGCGUCGUUCAGCAUCACCGGGCAGCACGUCUCGUGGGAGAAGUGGCAGUUUCGCGUCGGCUUCAAUUACCGCGAGGGCCUGACGCUGCACGAUAUCCGGUACGACGGGCGACAGGUUCUGCACCGGGUAUCGCUGGCAGAGAUGUUCGUGCCGUACGCAGACCCACGGUCGCCGUAUCCACGCAAGGGCGCGUUUGACCUGGGGAACGACGGAGCAGGCGUGAACGCAAAUAAUCUACGGUUGGGUUGCGAUUGUCUCGGUACAAUUGCGUACUUCGACGGCUGGCACAAUACGGCGUCUGGACUGCCGCUUCGAUUGCCCAACGUGGUUUGUGUGCACGAGCAGGACGACGGGAUUCUCUGGAAGCAUACGAAUUUCCGUACAGGGCAUGCGGUAGUGACGCGGUCGCGCGUGCUCGUCCUGCAGACCAUCAUUACGGUAAGUAAUUAUGAGUAUAUAUUCGCAUUCCACUUCGGACAGGAUGCGUCCAUCAACUACGAAGUCCGGGCGACGGGCAUUCUCUCGACCGUCCCCAUUGCAGUGGGUGAGCCAAAGCCACCCUACGGCACUAUUGUUGCUCCAGGCGUGCUCGCACCGUACCACCAGCAUCUGUUCUGCCUGCGCAUCGACGCUGCCAUUGACGGACACAAGAACUCCGUUGUGAUCGAAGAAUCGCAUGCAAUGCCCCUUGACGACGCAGAAGUGCACAAUCCAUUUGGAAUCGGGUACGAGACACGGACGCGCUACGUCGAGCGCGAAGGCGGUUUCGAUCUCGACUUCACUAAGAACCGCGUCUUCAAGAUCGUCAACGAAACGGUUAUCAACCCCACGACGCAGACUCCCGUCAGCUUCAAACUACUCCCCUCCUAUAGCCAGAUGCUACUCGCCCACCCGUCGUCGUUCCACGCCAGGCGCUCCGAGUACGGGCAGCACGCUGUUUGGGUUACCAAGUAUCGUGAGGACGAGAUGUUCCCGUCGGGGCGGUACACCAUGCAGUCCAUGGGCGGUGAAGGCAUUGCGACUGCGAUUAAGAAGAGAGCUGGGGAUGAGAUGGAAGCGAGCGUGCGAAACGAGGACGUCGUGGUGUGGCACACGUUUGGGUCGACGCACAACCCGAGAAUUGAGGAUUGGCCAGUCAUGCCGUGCGAAAAGAUGUCGGUGGGACUGAAACCAGUGAACUUCUUUAGCGGAAACCCAGGACUGGACGUUGCCCCUAGCACCCAGGAGGUGAAUAAGAGCGUGUUGCAUAAAGCAAUCGUGGACGGUGACAAAGUAUGCUGUCAGACCUCAGAAGGGUGA
Molecule: messenger RNA, 2046 nt
Organism: Boeremia exigua
Lineage: Eukaryota; Fungi; Ascomycota; Dothideomycetes; Pleosporales; Didymellaceae
Product: copper amine oxidase
Exons: 3
Coding region: 1-2046 (681 amino acids)
Biological process (GO): amine metabolic process
Molecular function (GO): quinone binding; primary methylamine oxidase activity; copper ion binding
Source: RefSeq, a predicted model, not a curated record